AAGCGAGAGGAGGAGGUUGUCGGAAUAAACUGCUCUGGGGAGUCAGUCGGUACCGUGUGGCCGUCUGUUUGUGGACAGUGUAUUUACAAGACUAGGAUUUGUUUUACGUGAGGAUUUCACAUCGUUUUUACGUGGCCGUGUUUUGUUUACGCUCGCUCGUCGCUUUACGGACCGUGUUUUUCGGUCAGUAACGCUCGGUAUCAUCAGUUGGUCGGUGUUGACACUGUGACAGUGAAACUAACGGGUCGGUGGUACAGUAGCUUAGGGAUAUUUUUAACGUCACACUGGAUAUACUGAAUUGGAAAAGCGAAACAUUCCCCAACGUUUGCAUGUUUAUUUUCCAGUCUGCUCGUCUUAAUUGUCCAUUACUCCACGUAGUUGACUUGGUACAGAAUAGACCUUAUAUUUUACACUAAGCUUACAUAGCUUUACAUUGAAGUUGUUUAUUUACUAUAGGCUAUGGACUGACAAUAACACGAUCAGUGCAAAGAGUGUUUUAACUGAAAGUGAAAGGCUUAUAGUACUUCUACUUUACAACAUGUUGUCAUUUACAAUACAACGAACAAGUGGACUCCUUGCUGACCUACCGUCGAGGCUACAAACAUGCUUUUAGCAGCAUAAUUCAGUUGUGUGUGAUUUGAUGCUUCUCCAUGCCUCUGUUGGCAUCUAAUGGAAGAAAACGCACCGAUCAGGUCCACCAUGGUAUCCAGAUUGCCUAAAUUUGGUGGACGCUCCUCGACUGGUGGCGCUAGUCCCUUAUCCAAUGGUUCCACCCAGCCUACCACCCCAACCCAGGAUGGCAAGACUACUCCCCCAGGAACACGCCCAAAUGGUGUGAUCAGAGCCUCUUCUUUUUCACUGAAAUGGAAGAGAGAUGAGGGGGCGACAAUACCCAGCCCCACCAUCCCCACCAGCCCUGAGGAUGGAGGUGAAGACAAGGCUCAGGCACAGCUUCCCUCAUUAGUGAAAGAGGUAAAGAACGGCUCUCCAGGGACGCCCAAGAUGCGGAGGUCAGGUGCUUUAAUGGUUGCUGUCUCCAGCCCCAAGGCGAUCCCCAAGCAAACCAUGAAGAUGAGUCCUAAAGUAGGGACGAAGCUAGGACAAAGCCCAUUGAAUGGAGGUCCAAAAAUGUGCCAUAAUGGCUCCAGCAUUCCUGCUCGAACAGGGUCAGAUUCCCGCCUUGUCCGGCCAAGGUUGAGCUCCAGCUCUCCCAGAAGCAGCUCUCAAGACAGCCUGUCCCAGUCCAGUGACAGCCUGAAGACUUUGGCACUGGACAACAUGGUGCGUUCGAACAGCUUCACUCACUUUAAGCAGAUUCCCUCGCCUACAAGCCAGCCAAUGACACGAUCCUUCUCCUUUAACAGAGCUGUUGAGCUAGCCAAGCCUCUGGCCAACACUCAGCUCCGGCCUCCACGGAAUACUUUCCUCAAACCCCCUCAGCUGAGCAAUGGAAGAGUAGGUUUAGGACCCGGAGGCCUGAAUGGAAGCCUGGGAGGUUCAGGUGGAGGACUUGGAGGACUUCAGUACAGCAGAACUCCUCUAGCUGCCUCCUCUCUGCCUACCCUCUCAAACCCUCCAGUGCCCACUACUCCCAAUGCUCUGCGGAAGCCUCUGCUCCCCAAUUGUGUGUUGACCAAGUCAUUGGGCAGCAGUGGGGGAUCUUUGGCCUAUAGGCUAGCUCGAUCUGGGCAGGCCAAGCAGCAAAAGCCUCUUUUUCCAGGAAGGGUCAAAGGGGAUAUCAGACCUUCAACUGCCCCUGAGUGUGGAGAGCUAUCAGGGAUAGCUAUAGACAUUGAGCUGACUGGUGACACUCAAAAAGCAGACUCUCACAGUGACAGUGAUGGAAGCUUUGGAGAUGGAGGAGGAAAAAGAGGAGGAAGUGGUAUGCUCAGGCUGAGCUCUGGCCAGCCAGCAGGUGAAACGCUGGAGGACAUGUCCUUAUCUUCUGCCUCAUCUCUAGACCGAGGUGACACCAGUGAAGAGUUCCUAGAUGACUUUGACAGUGUGGGAGAUGUGCACAGUGAUGGGGACAUGCCUGACAACAGGAAAACUGGCGGCACUACCCAAGCCCGCCUACACAGCUUUCUCAAUGAGAUCAUUGACUGGGAUGCUUUAGAUCUGGCAGGACAUAAAGAAGAAAGUCCCAUGCAGGAUUCCCAGGGACCACUGGCAUUGUCUCCAGAGCAGAGUGAUGUCCCCCAGGCUUCAUCUGUGGAGCUGUCACCCUCCAACAGCUCUGGUGGAACGUAUAUGUGGGAUGAGGAGGGUCUUGAGCCCCUUGGGGGCCCAGGGACUCAUCCAUUAGACAGCUAUGAUGAUUCAGAGCUCAACAGCAUGGAUAUCCUGAACAACCUGGACCCUCGGGGAACUGGAGAGCUGGAUGAUGAUGACCUCAUGCUAGAUGUGGACCUCCCAGAGGAUGGCUUGCAUGACGUUGACAGGAUGUCCCACAUUGAGCGCUCAGAGAGGGCCGGUCGGCAGGGCCAGCGGCGUAAACAUCACCGCUUGAGCGGACCGGAUCACUUCCACAGUGAUAGCAGGGCCCACGUCUUCCAGCACUAUGAUGGACUCAAGUCUUCAAGGUUCCCUCAGCGGCCCGUCCCCUCUGAAGGCAGGCAGCAUGGCUACAUGGCGAUGCUGGAUGAACUCACGCUUGAACACAUGACUCAAGACUGCAGCUCACUGAAAAACCAGCUGCUCAGACUCAAAACAUUACUACAGCUCGAGGAUACAGAUUCUCCAGCAGAUGUUCCCGAGGAGAUUGAAGACAAUACCACUGCAUCACAGUUGGAAGAGCUGAUUAAGGAAGUGCAGGUGCUCAGAGAGGAGCUGAGGAGUCGAGACAAGACCAUUGCUCAGCUCACGUUGCAGUGUCAACAGCUACAACAACAACAUCAGCGGGAACAAAUGCCUGCUCAAGGACGUCAGGUCAGGUGUCAGUGCCACCACCAGAGGGCUCCCUCUUCACUACGACAGAGCGACAGACAGAUGGACAAACGUAUGCAUCACCAUUAUGACAAGGCCACCCAGACUUACUGGAGACCACCCAGCCAUGCUUCUCAAAUACUACAGCCUUUCAACCCCUGCCUCAACGAGCACCUCCACCCGGGAAGAAUAGUAAAAACUCCCCCCACCGAGGGCCACAGUGACCUCACAAGGAGUGGAUUGGAAGAAGGAACCCAUGUAGAUGCUGACCGACCUCUUCAAGGCCUUAUGGCAGAUGUGUCUGGCCCAGCAGAUCCCGACAAGCUGAGUCAUUUCCUCAGCACCCACCUGCACUGCCCGGCCUAUGGGGCUCCGCAGGGGGUAACUGCCAGAGACGUUCCACCAUCAGCAGCUCAGUCUGCAUCGCAGCGUGAGUGGAGAGCCCCCGCCGUGAUGUUGCAGAGCCCUGUCACUCCCAGAUCUGCUGAUUUGACUUGCCCUCGCAUGCUGCAGCCUCCUCGCCUUCACAAGCGUGUGUCUCUCCCUGCACUCAAGUCGGGGGGCACUGGUGGCUUUGCCUCUCUGAAGCCGGGGUCUUCCUUAGGGCCUCUGGCUAACCGGACCAAGCAGCUGCCCCCUCCGUCUAGAGGCCUUCCCUGCUUUAACGCCGGACCCCAGGUGCAGUCUCCAGGACCACGUCGCACUUCACUGCUUCAGCCUCGCAGAGCAUCAGACGCUUGCAGGGAUUCGCGGCGCACCAGCUCCAGCCUGGAGGAGCCUGAUCAAGAGACGCUCAAAGACCCUGGGCCAGCCAAGAUCCUGAUCCCUUUGAAUCGCUCAUGUCUCCCCAAGCCAAAGAUUCCCUGAGGAGCCUCAAUCCACCCAUCAAAACCUAAAACUGGAAUCACUCUGACAUUGAUAUUCAUCCCCUUCUCUCCCCUAGCCAUUUAACAGUGUGGUUGUUAUACCUUCUGAGUGUCAAAGGAACAUACACUGAGUUUAACACACUUAACCCAUAUGGACCAUUCAGGGACUGCCUGUGUCAGUGACAUUGGUAUGGUGACUGCUGUACAGUAUCGUUUCCAAAUUAGCUUCCACAACUCCAGCCUGACUGACUGAUUGAAGUAAAGUAUGUAGCAGGAUCUUCACAACAAUCCAAAGUAGUAUAUGACAGUUUUCAGAUUGAGGGGAAUUUAUGGAAGAAGAAAUAUCCAGUGUACUACAUUUGCACAUGCUCAUGAAUGCUGCUGAUGCUGAUGAAAAAAAAGUAUUGCCAUUCAGAGAAGUCAGCCUUUUGUUUUCUUUUGUAAUACCCGCCAGCUAUUACCACAUCUUAAAGUCUAAGUUCACUUGUCCUCACGCGGCUGUGCCCUCUGACACACAGGUGCGUUUGGUUUUAAACAUUUAGGUGACAUGAACGCAACCUUUGCUGUGUAAUAGAAAGCCCGGAGGAAGACAGAGGAAAAAAACAAGAAGUGAGAAAGAAAGAAAGAAAGAAAGAAAAAAAAGAAUGAAAUAACAGAAGUGAAAUAAGGGCUAGAGAGUGAAAAGUAAAUUUGUCAAAGCUCUCCGGAGCUGUCACUUCAGAAUGAAAAUGCUGCAUGUGCUUGUAUAAAUGUAUGUGUGUGUAAAGAGAUGAGGAACAGAGAAGAAGAUGACAAAGAGGAAAGCAGCUCCACACUGUAGGUGCAUACAUGUUUCUGGGUGAAACUUUGAACUGUGCAAAUAUUAGCAAAAAGGGGUCACACACCUUCUGUGUAAAUGCAACUCAGAUAGAAAUAUGGGCCUAUAAGAAAACAGUAUCAUGCUGGAGGUGAUGAUAUAAUUAGGUGGAACAGUGCAAAUGCGAAGAAUUUGCUUUCACGGUGUUGUGGAAAAGAGCAGCAUAAUAAAGCUCUCAUACACUUAGGUGAGCUCAAGCACAACAUAGGCUCUCUAAUAUCCACGUGCAAACACACACAAAGCACUCGAACACUCUAAAGUGUCUGUUAUUUCAGGGUUACUUUGUGAAUUUUUUUGUCGGAAAAUAGUGAAGAAUAACAAGAAGUGUGAUGAGAGAGCCGACAGCAUGUAACAAAGCUAAUUUCAUAUCUUACUGGAUGUGAUAGUCCUUCAUGAGACAAUCACAACACAAAAAAAUCUGCCCGUAUUGUGAAGAAAUGUCACUUGUUGCAAAAGUGCUGAGAACUUAAAUUGGUUACAUCAAGUGCCUCAUUUUUAGACAUCAAGAUUUUAUGCAAGAAUAUUUAAAGAGUCAAAGUCAGGUGGGAAAAGUGACAUUUGAUUUCAGAAAAAAACAAUUAUGAAGUCAAUUAAAUAACUUGUUAAGAGGGACGUUUUGGCAAUGCACACUGACUUCCUUGAACUAUCUUCUUCAAUGACCCACACAUGGAAAUUGGAGAACAGGGAUUCAUUAGACGUGUGAAGCUGCUGUCUGGUUUGUCUGUGUGUGUAUGUGUGUGUGUUUGAGUGAGUGUCUUAGCUGUGGUCCCCCCCCCGUCUUUUCCUCUGCUCGCUCUCUUGCACAUCUCUUUGGGAACAUCAAAGGUAUUAGCAUGGUAUUUUCAGGUAGGGAGCCUGCAGGGCUUUAGAGGUGUUUCUCUGGGAAUUUUGGAGAAUUGUGUUUAUCUCUGCUUUGCGGAGCCCCUUUGCAGUCAGACGCUCCUGAAAUGUCCCCUAACAGAGAGCAGCAGUGUGUUAAAAAGGCCUUCUGACAGCAACUCUGCUCUCUUCUCUGUCACGCCGCGUGACCGCUUGGUGUACGCCUCUGGCACUGUCCGGUCUACUGCAUCCAAUAAUGCACCCUACAUAGACAGAGUGAGACAGAGUGAGACAGACACACAUAUACACGUAAUACGCAUACACAUCUGGACACACAAGUUACAUAGACGCCUUCAUGUACAGGUACUCUGACAAAACUAGAAGAGACACAAACUCAGAGGAGCACACACAUCAGCUAACACUUCCCAGCAGCCGCAUGAGCACAGCAACAUACACACACGCACGCUUUGAAUUCUAUACACCGAAGUGCAUAGAAAUGUGUUAGUGUUUUGCUAGCUCUCACAAAAUGAGCUCUCCAAGUACACAUUGAUCCAUCUGUCCACUGUACCCCCGCCCCCCAAAAAAGAAGAAAAAAAGAUGGCUGUCUCUAGAUUACCCUGGAAAUAGGUAGAGGCUUGUGUGUUUCUGUUUCUGUGUGUGGAUCCACGUGGCUGAUAAAAACAUGUUUACCUGCUGGACGGCUCAACAUCGUGCCAAACCAUCCAAGCAGUCAACACAGCUUUGUGACGCCAAGAAAAACUCAUUUCUUUUAAUGAAAACGGAAACGGAGACAGAAUGAUGCAUACAGAGGGUGAGGAAAGAUGCAUGGCGAGAGACAAAAAGAUGGAGCAUCAGGAAGAAGACAAGAUUAAGAGAUGUAGGGAUGGACUAGUGAAGGCGCCAUGAUCAUGAUAAGCUGUUUCAGCCAGUCUUUUCUGCUCAUGAAUGUUUGUCUAUAAAAUAUCGUGAAGGUGUGUAUAAGAGAGGAGAGGGAGACAGAAUACAUAGUGUAGUUUGUUUGUGUGCACUGUUGUUCAGAGAAAAGUCCGACCCCCUCAGCUGUGUCACUCACUGCUUAGUAAUGCCAAACAGGAAAUCAAUGUUGCCUGCUGUGUGUGUUUGUGUGUCUCCAGACACCUCUGGUUGCCAGUGUUUCAUUCUUGGAAGACUGUUUGUGUGUGUGCGAGAGAGAGAGAGAGAGAGAGAGAGAGAGUGAUGUGUCUGCCCACAGGCCAAAGGCAAACCCAUGCCAGGGAAAGCAGGGCAGUGCCAUCCCUCUAUCCCUGUGCUGUAUUCACUAUCUCCAAAUCAAUGUCCCUGCUCAGUUUAGCAGUCAAGCCAAUCAGUCUUGCUAGCUUUGCUAUAACAAUACCACAACUGGGCUUAAAAGUCUCUGCACCAACUUGGAUCAAUUCUACUAUGGGCUCUUGAUUCACUUCAUUUUGCAAAAAGACUUGUGCUGCAUUACACAACAGGAAAAAAAGUUACCAAAGCGGCCAUGUUGUUCUAUAUUAUUUCUCUGAAUGGCACAGGACUGCAUUUCAGCACUUAGUACACAUGAUUUAUCUAUGGUAUGAUGCACAUCAAUUAAGAUACAUUACUUGACUUGUAACCAGGAAAUCCACUGAUAUUUAGACAAUAUAGUAGAGUUACUGCAAAGGCAGAAGUAUACCUGGUGUUACAAGCUUUUGGUUUUACUUUAAAGCUACUAUAUGCAAUAUUUUUACAUUAACAAUGGAUCAAAUGACUAUGCAUAUGUAAAAGGAGUCACUUGUGAAGACAAACUCAAAAGAUAAUUUUCACCUACACUCACAGUUCACCUAAGCUAAAACUAUGAGCUAAAGGUACUUCCUUUAAGUUCAUUGUUUUGUAUCUGAUGAAUGAGUAAAUACUGUAAGCUACUGUUUGCUAAUAUGUUUGAAUAUCAACUUCAUAAGGUGAUUAAUGUGUCUGUCUUUACAGGUUGGUUCAAAACCAUCAUUAGGAACAGUUGUUGUUUUUUAGCCACCGCUACCUGCUUCUAAUGAUGGUUUUAAAGUAAAAUCCAAAGCGUGAAACUGCAGGUAUGCUUUUGUUUAUUUUUGGAGCAACUCUACUGCGAUACUUGACUUGUGGUUUAGUUUAUUUAUUGUCCAAGCAGUAACAGACACGGUAUAGUCUACUGAUGUACUUAAACAGCAGUUUCAAGUCCAACACUCAAGAUUUACAGUUGUCAUUUUCAUCAUAACUGAAUGUCCACUAGACGUUUAAAGUGUUAGCAGAUAAGGCACAUACCAAAGUGUAGCUGUUCAUGUUUUCUUCACAUAAUAUGCAAGGUCACUUUAUUUAUCACUCGUAAUCUUCAGUAUCAGCUGCUCUCAGCUGUUCAGCACUGUCUCCAGAAUACUGUGCAAUAUUGUUUGAAGCAAAAAGAUGAGGGAACGCUACACUAUAUUUUUAUGCAAAUGAAUAAGGCAAACAGAAUUCUAAUCUGAGGCACUUUAAAUGACAUUAGUUGUUAAUGCUGAAUAAAUGUUAGACUGGAUUUAGAAGCUAUUUAGACUUCAUUUGGUUUUACAGUACCUGCUUUGAUUUCUCUUACUCUUUCUUCUUUCUCAGUUUGUCUUUUUUUGCAGAGCUAAUAGUGCAAUAGUGUUCUAGGGAGCGAUGUGAAACAGCAAUAAGGGUUGAACCAAAAAUAUGACAUGGAUGUUAUGGCUAAUUUUCCUUUGGAGCUCUAUCAUCUUUCACUAUCUAUCUAUAAUAUGUUGUUUCCAUCUUCCAUGUUAGACCAGUAAACUCCACUACCUUAAAUGUUGAACUGUAGAUCAGAGUCAAAAUGUUAAACAUCAGAGGAUGGUGCUCUGCCAUCAAUGAGAGGCCGCAGGUGAAAAUGCUAGUCCUACAGUGAGAGGUACUACUUUGAUAGUCGUGCUGUUCAUUGAUCUGGAUCAUAGACCCUCAACAACACUUUAACACACAAACAUAAAGCUGCUGAUAUCAGUACAAGAUGAAAGAGAGACCUCAUUCUCGGUUUGUUUUCCUGGUUUUCACUGUCUGCUGGUUGUAUUUCUGUUGAAAUAAAGUAUGAUUGUGAAAUAAA
Molecule: messenger RNA, 8548 nt
Organism: Lates calcarifer (barramundi perch)
Lineage: Eukaryota; Metazoa; Chordata; Actinopteri; Centropomidae
Gene: ccser2a
Product: coiled-coil serine-rich protein 2a
Biological process (GO): microtubule bundle formation
Cellular component (GO): microtubule cytoskeleton
Molecular function (GO): microtubule binding
Source: RefSeq, a predicted model, not a curated record